ACCGUUAUGACGACUCGGUGUGCCCUCAUACUCAGCGUGUUGCUAUGGUGCGGCUGCGGCAGUAGCAGCGGCAGCAAUCUGACGCUGUUUAUGUUGCAUCGCCAGCGACGCGGACUUAUUUAUCAGAACAGCGGCUCCAUUAAGUUUAGCAUGGGACCGUCCAUGCCUAUACCUUUGGGCGAUCAUGUGACCUUUCGGUCCACUGUGCUGUCCUAUAAUAUACAAGGUGGUACCUAUAGUCUGCCAACCACGCCCAUUUGGCCCUGGGACAAGUGGGAGGUAAACUUUGCACGUUCGCUGCAGCAAAUGCAACGGAAUAUUGAGUUGCAUACCGCAUCCGGCAAGCUUAGGUAUGCGGAUGACUCACGCCUCUUGGUGUACACGGCACUGGAGCAGUUUAUAGGCAGGAGCAACAAUGAUAUGCCUAUGGGCAGACAGUGCCUGUUGAGGUCCAUCUGCGAGAAUGGGCAGGUACAUCAACAUGUGGGCAUCUUCUCCGAAAUACUCAACAUUGUCUUAAGUCCCGGCAAGGCAGACCUGGAUGACUGCUAUCAUGAUGCCUUUGCUGCCGGACAGGCGGGUGCCAAUUGCCUGGCCGUCUAUAAGGACUGUCCACGUGGCAGUAACUUUCUCGAUGAGCUAUUGAUGUUGGAGCACAGCUAA
This is a messenger RNA of Drosophila busckii, 663 nucleotides long. RefSeq lists its product as uncharacterized. The record is from RefSeq and is a predicted model, not a curated record. NCBI's taxonomy places the organism in Eukaryota, Metazoa, Arthropoda, Insecta, Diptera, Drosophilidae. Bases 7 to 663 code for a protein of 218 amino acids. The transcript has 2 exons.